Aaosphaeria arxii CBS 175.79 is the source of this 3867-nucleotide messenger RNA. Its product is annotated as putative histidine kinase HHK5p. NCBI's taxonomy places the organism in Eukaryota, Fungi, Ascomycota, Dothideomycetes, Pleosporales. Gene Ontology annotation, biological process: phosphorylation; phosphorelay signal transduction system. The transcript is spliced from 5 exons. The record is from RefSeq and is a predicted model, not a curated record. Gene Ontology annotation, molecular function: phosphorelay sensor kinase activity. The coding region runs from base 135 to 3641 and encodes 1168 amino acids.
ACGUGGGCGACCGAGCCCUUCUUCAGCCGUCUCGCCGGUACCUUUUCCCCUCGCCCUUUCCGUGGACCCUCGCGCAGCGACCUGGGCAGACCCCAAUCUUUAGUCGGAUCACACAUCUGCUGGGCACUACUGCAAUGGUCAAGAUGCGCAUUCCCAUACGGGAACAGCUGGGCUGCCUGGUUUUGCUGGCUUCUCUGAUCGGAUUGGCGGUCAUCGCGAUUGCAACAUGGAUUACCAACCAUAACUUUGUGUUGGACAUUCGCUCUACUCGGUUGUCGUUGACUGCCUCACUCAAGUCCGCUCAGUUGGCUUCGAAUCUUCUCAUCAUGCAGACCACAGUCAAACAAUCUGCUACGCGUAUCAUCAUUCAAUUGGCCCUCCAACGUUACAACCGAGGAAAUAACACUGAGGCAAGCUGGGCAAGAGCUCGAGAGGAUCUACAAGCCAUUUUCCAGGCUGAUGGCGAUAGCCGUCUCGCCAUACAGGCACAGCUCUAUGCUGCCAACAACUCUGCAUACUCUGUCCUCAAUGGUACGGCUGAUACCAUGGUAGGUCUGUCGUUGCCAUACAAAAAACCGGAUGGAUCAAACGCGACAUUAGGAGACCCAGUAUAUGGCUACAUCCCGGAGCUAUACCCCAAAUUCGAGCCCACCCCUAUCCCUUAUAAUUCGACGUUCAAUCGAACUGUUGCCUUCUACGAAGGAAGAGAGAUCAACCAGACCAGCUACCUCCUCAGUGGACCUUACCGUGUGGAUGACAACCUUAAUCUUGUUUCCAUCACCAUGCCGAUCAUCAACAACACAUCACACAUCGAGACAUUAGGGUGGUUGACUGCAGUACUAGAUGCGCAUUUGAUAAUGGAUGUUGUAGAGGGGUUGGAAGGAUUGGACAGAACUGGUUUGGUCUUACUUGUCGGACCGAACAAUGUGACCAACAAGUUUCCAGCCAAUGUGCUAUAUAACUCCCCCAACCAAGUUGUCCCCGACAACGAGCAAGUCCGAUUCCUAUUACCUCCUACGGCCAGGACCGACCUUGUGAAUCGACACGUUUCGAAGGGCUCGGCCACGAGCAACUCUUCCUUCGAUUGGGCCGACUUCCCCGUCAUUAAGAAAGGCUUCACCCAACUAAGUAAAAUCGCGAACAAUGCUGGAAGCAAAGUUUCGACAAGAAAUGAAGAAGGACAAGAUGUAGCUGUGGGAUAUGCGGUUGCAAACUCGGCAAUGGUGGAUUGGAUGGUAAUCGUUGAGCAAUCGCAUGGUGAAGUUUGGGCUCCCAUCAACCGACUUCGGAAUAUCAUUCUCGCCUGCGUCUUCGGCACGAUGGGAGCUAUGCUGGUAUUGACUUUUCCAGUUGCCCAUUAUUCGAGCCGGCCGAUCCGACGAUUACGGGAUGCCACUAAGAAAUCCGUUUCCCCCCAGGUCAUCGAUGAAGACAGCUUGAGCUCCCAGCGCGACGGUGCCAACGGUGACGACCACCAGGAUGCCCUCGCCCGGAAGGAAGGUUGGAUGGGCAAGGUCAAGCAUUUCCGUCGUAACCAGAAAGCUAGCAAAGCAGAGAGGAAGGAGGCGGAAAGACGACGACAGUUCCGCAUCCCUAGCAAGGUCAAGGAUCGAAAACAUUUCAUUCACGACGAACUUACAGACCUCACAAAGACGUUCAAUGAGAUGACGGAUGAGUUGAUGAUGCAGUAUGAAAGACUGGAAGAACGAGUUCAACAGAGGACAGCUGAAUUGGAGCUGAGCAAAAAGGCUGCAGAAGCCGCAAACGAGAGCAAGACACUCUUCAUCGCCAACAUCUCUCACGAGCUCAAAACCCCUCUCAACGGAAUAUUAGGCAUGUGCGCAGUUUGCAUGUCAGAAGAUGAUCCCGUUAAGUUGCGACGGUCCCUCGGCAUUAUCUACAAAAGCGGAGAUCUUCUGCUCAACCUUCUCACAGAUCUAUUAACGUUCAGCAAAAAUCAGGUCGGCCAAUCUUUGAGUCUAGAUGAAAAGGAAUUCCGUUUACGAGACAUCAGCUCUCAAGUUCUGGCCAUCUUUGAGCGUCAGGCGAAGGAGGGCAAGAUCGAUUUACGGGUAAAAUUUGAAGGACCUUAUGAUGCCAACGUCGACGAAAACGGACGGGCAAAUGAACAUGGCGAUUUAGGACCCUUUGGACUCGGUCGACUGAAAGAUAUGAUUCUUUAUGGCGAUCAGCACCGCAUACUACAGGUUGUCAUCAACUUGGUAUCGAACAGCUUGAAAUUCACCCCGCAAGGAGGGGCAGUGGUCAUCACCAUCCGCUGUUUGGGAGAAGCAACGACGUCCGGUAGCAGGAAGACAUCUGUACAAUCCAGACAGAGCUCGAUGAGGAACUCAAAGAACCGUGUCCGUGCCUCGAGCUCUGAAGUUGGAUCUGUGUCAAUUUCGACCCCCAACCAAUACGAGACUGCGAACGUAAUCAACGCUUUCGAUCAAAAGAACCCGUACUCGCACAUCAUGGCCCAGGAAAGGCCUACUACGCCACCACCCGGUCGCUGGUUAGCUUAUGAGUUCGAAGUCGAGGACACUGGGCCAGGUAUACCCGAAAAUCUACAUGAUAAGAUCUUCGAACCCUUUGUACAAGGCGACCUUGGCUUAAGCAAGAAAUAUGGUGGAACCGGUCUUGGCCUGAGUAUCUGCUCGCAAUUGGCCGGUUUAAUGAAGGGCACAAUCCAGUUGAAGAGCGAAGUUGGCCAUGGCAGUGUCUUCACCAUGGCCAUCCCCCUGAAACACUUAGCCAGCCGUGCUGACAGCACAGCCAGCUCCAGUAACAUCAAUCUGGGUGACCGUGACCCAGGUGCUAGACAGACUACGUCGAUGGAUGAACCAGGCUAUCGACCAGCCAACGAUGAUGCUCUUUCGGGGAGGUCAGUGCAAUCUGCUCGCAGCGACCCCAUCGCUGGCUCUUCCUCUGGUCCCGUUGCAUUCGAGAACGACUCGAAGCCGCGACUUGUGGGUCUCAGCACCCCAUUCUUUGCCUCAAAUCCCCCCUUGGAAUCUCCCAAUUCUCAAACUGCAGCAAUGCAACGAGUAGAGGCCGAGGCGACGAAACGAGGAGACAAAGUGAGAGUUCUCGUUGCGGAAGACAACAAGACAAAUCAAGAAGUUGUUCUCCGCAUGCUAAAGCUAGAGGACGUUUACGAUGUCACAGUGGCAAAAGAUGGACAAGAGGCGUUAGAUAAAGUCAAGGAAAGCAUGGAGCGCCAGACACCCUACAACCUCAUCUUCAUGGAUGUUCAGAUGCCAAAUCUCGAUGGCUUGCAGUCUACUCGACUCAUCCGACAAUCCGGAUUCUCCGCGCCAAUUGUUGCCCUAACUGCCUAUGCGGAAGAAAGCAAUGUAAAGGAAUGCCUUGACUCCGGAAUGGACUUCUUCCUAUCAAAGCCUAUCAGACGCCCGGCUCUGAAACAUGUUUUGAAAACGUAUUGUCCACCAAUACCCGAAGAAGACGGAGAGACAACACCACCUCUUGAAAACCCUACAUCGCGACCGAACGGCAGCAUCGCACAGUCUUCGCCUUCAGGGGUGACUAACGCCACUACAGCACCAGUCACCAUAGUUACUGCAACCAGGGAUGGCGAUGAGACACCUGCUGUGUCUCCACUCACACGACCAGAGUCAUAAGAAGCAUCUCUCCCUCUCUCGCCAGCUCAGCCACUGCACCACGCCACCCGGUUGCAGUUCUUCCUUUCCACCUGCUUUCGAUACCCGAUAUAUUCCUCGUUAAUUUUCACUCUCGUCACCCCCUAAUUGAAGCUGACCUGUACAUGGUGGUCGGCACCGCUUACGAUCUUAUAAUGGCCUCCGAUUGGAACGGAACUUCUCAUUCUUGGUACUAUGGUUCAUUCUC